Messenger RNA from Manihot esculenta (cassava), 1451 nucleotides. Its product is annotated as transcription factor bHLH106. Gene Ontology annotation, biological process: regulation of DNA-templated transcription. The transcript is spliced from 2 exons. Gene Ontology annotation, molecular function: DNA-binding transcription factor activity; protein dimerization activity. Lineage: Eukaryota; Viridiplantae; Streptophyta; Magnoliopsida; Malpighiales; Euphorbiaceae. The record is from RefSeq and is a predicted model, not a curated record. Bases 122 to 835 code for a protein of 237 amino acids.
CGAACCUCUCUUUCUUUUCAACACCGAAAAGAAAUUUGUAUAAAUCAUUUCAUUCCUCUACGUUUCCUUUCAUUUUCCUUUUACACCGUUUCCUCACUUUUGAAAAAAAAAAAUUACAAUCAUGCAGCCCGAUAACUCCCCGGAAAAUUCUCACUUGUACCGGUUUCUCGCUGAGAACGGCGUUUUCAACGUCGGACCAUACGGUUUCCCGGCAAUGCAAAGCUUGUGUAGUUCUUCCUCGUCGUCUUACCAUAAUUACCCCUUGGAAGGGUCUGUAAUUACGGAUAUGACACCACAGGAUAGAGCUCUUGCUGCUUUGAAGAAUCAUAAAGAAGCUGAGAAGAGAAGGAGAGAGAGAAUUAACUCUCAUCUUGAUAAGCUCAGGAAUCUACUUCCUUGCAACUCUAAGACAGACAAAGCUUCACUUCUUGCAAAAGUAGUUCAACGAGUGAGAGAACUCAAGCAACAGACCUCACAAAUUCCAGGGCUCGAAACCUUCCCAUCAGAAACCGAUGAGAUCACUGUACUUUCCGGCGAGUGUUCAAGCGAUGGACAGUUGAUCUUCAAGGCAUCUUUGUGCUGUGAAGACCGCUCUGACCUUUUGCCUGACCUCAUUGAGAUACUUAAAUCUCUGCAUUUGAAGACUCUGAGAGCUGAAAUGGUAACAAUUGGAGGAAGAAUCAGGAACGUCCUUAUAGUCGCUGCUGAGAAAGAUCACAGUAUUGAAUCAGUACAUUUCUUGCAAACUGCACUGAAAUCUUUACUUGAAAGAUCAAAUUCUAGUGAUAGGUCUAAAAGGAGAAGGGUAUUAGAUCAUAAACUAAUAAUCCAAUGACUAUGUAGUUUCUUUUCUUCCUUAAUUUUCCUUUCAUUAAAGCUUCAUUACCUAACUAGAGAAAAGAAAAGCUUGGUUAGCUUGGUUACAGUGUGCUUGUUUAAGAGGUCAGAAGGAUUCAAACUCUCCACCUAACAGGAGAAAAGAAAAGCUUCAUUGUUUGUAAAUGUUCCCUUUAGUCUUGUGGAAGCCGCAGGUAGCUCUAUGUUUAAGUUUGGAGGUUGGUUUGUUUGUUUUAAUGGAAACCCAGAAAUUAAAGAUGGAAAAUUUAUGUGCGUGUGGUAGGCAGCUAGCAUUUUGUUAACUAAUCUAGGGUUUUCAGAUUGUGGGUUAAUAUCCAUGCAUGUGAAUCUAUGAUCAAUUGCUUUGCAACGGGCUGGAGAUAAUAUGUUAGGUCAAUCAAAGAAUAUUCCUCUGUGCUGAUUCAGAAAUGAAUCAGAAGAAGAAGAUGAAGAAGAACACGUUGAUAUGUAAGCAUAAUGAAUGUGAUUUACGGAAACUCUGUAAAAGCAGAAACUUGUAUGAGUUUCUGAUUUGAAAAUAGGAGAUUUAAUAUUUGUAUCUUUUGUCUCUGUACUGGGAUUUCAAUGGAUUACCUCACUUUUCUUUUUUGAAA